Molecule: messenger RNA, 2305 nt
Organism: Triplophysa rosa
Lineage: Eukaryota; Metazoa; Chordata; Actinopteri; Cypriniformes; Nemacheilidae
Product: mRNA decay activator protein ZFP36L2-like
Exons: 2
Coding region: 204-1475 (423 amino acids)
Molecular function (GO): mRNA binding; metal ion binding
Source: RefSeq, a predicted model, not a curated record
UAAAGCGGACUCUUUACUGUUCUGGCUCGGCACUGCACGGCAGGAGAAGACCGAUAACAAAAACAACACGGGGAACUCAGCCUUCCUUCUCUGUUUCAGACCACAUCUGAGACUUGCCUUUUCUAUCGCGUAUUUUUCUUGCUCACGCCCAGGCGUGGCAAACUAAAAGCCGUCGCAUCUAAAGGAUCCACGUCGGUCCUCAAAUGAGAGAUCAUCUGCGACUGUCUCCUGAAACAGAAAUGUCUGCAACAAUGCUGUCCGCUUUCUACGACAUCGACAUGCUGUAUAAGCAGGAGAAGAGCCUCAACAUGAACGCGCUUCACAUUAACAGUAUGCUGGAUAAGAAAGCAGUCGGAGCCCCCGUAACAGCCUCCAGCAGCACCAACAAUUGUAACUCCUACACGUCAGGAUUUUUCCGCCGAAACUCCACCAGCAACAUGGAGUGCAUGACGAACGGCAACAAGUACCCCUCCUUUAACAACAUGAAGGAGACCGCCAUCAUGAACAAGGAGAACAAGUUUCGCGACCGCGCCUACAGCGAGAGCGGGGAGCGCGGCCAGCUGCAGCAGCUGCAGGCGCUGCAGCAGAAGCCGGGCUCGCAGAUCAACUCCACCCGCUACAAGACCGAACUCUGCAGGCCCUUCGAGGAAAACGGGUCGUGUAAAUACGGCGAAAAGUGCCAGUUCGCCCACGGCUACCACGAGCUGAGGAGCUUGUCCCGCCACCCUAAGUACAAGACCGAGCCCUGUCGCACUUUCCACACCAUCGGUUUCUGUCCGUACGGCCCGCGCUGCCAUUUCAUCCAUAAUGCCGAUGAAAGAAGACCAGCGCCCGCCAACGCCAACAGCCUGCAGGGCGAGCCCACCAAGACCGCCCGGGGGGAGUCGAUGUGCGGCUACGGUCAGCAGCAGGUGGCGGGAGCGUUCAGGGACAGACCCAAACUCCACCACAGCCUCAGUUUCUCGGGUUUCUCCAGCCACCAUCACGGACUCGACUCGCCCCUUCUCGAUAGCCCCACGUCCCGCACUCCGCCACCCCCCUCCUCGUCAUCCAACAGCUGCACCGCUAACUUUUACGAAGACGCUCUAUCGCCCAGCUCCGUGACCCGUUGCCUUAGCAACAGUGCCUUCUCUUUUCCCGGGCAAGACCUUAAAGCCCUGCUCGCCCCGCUGGCCGUGCACACGCACAACGGUUACACCGGCCAGUCCAAUGGUGCUUACUACGGAAACCUUCAGGUCAACUUGGGCGGCGGCCCUCCUUCUCCCCCGUACGGCCACCUGCAGUCCCUCCACCCCCUGUCAGAGUCGCCGGUGUUCGACUCGCCCCCCAGCCCGCCGGACAGCAUCUCAGACCGGGAGAGCUACGCCAGCGGCUCGCUCAGCUCCUCCGGAAGUCUCAGCGGCUCCGAGUCUCCCAGUCUGGACGGCGGGAGGCGUUUGCCAAUCUUCAGCAGGCUGUCGAUUUCUGACGAUUAAGCGGCGUUUUGUUUUCUUUCUAGUGAACUUUGGAGGAAUGUUCCAAGUCUCCCGUUAGAUGUGUAGUCGAAUAAUAGACUUUAAUACGAAGGGAGAUGGAUGUGUCAGACCCUCGGCAUGGCAUUAGGUGAUUUUUGUAACAGAAUGCAUUCCACCGGUGAUAUAUCUGUGCUGCAGUUUUCUCGGUCUCGAGUUUUUUCUCUCGGACCGAUUACUUUCCAGAUUUGUACAAAAAACUUGUUUUGAACGUGAAAGACAGAGCGGUUUCAGAUUUUCCUCCAUCCUUGCCAAGAAUAUGCCUUGACAAAAGUAUACCAGUAUGUAUGCGCUUCUCACAGAAACUUCCAUUCCAGUUUAACCAGUUUCACAGCGCCACCCAGUGGUUCGGUCGGUUCGUGCAGGUUGAAGCUCUCGUGUUGGGAAAUCACUGCUGAUGGUUGAAUAUAUCUAUUUUUUUUAGCUGAUUCGAGUGAUUGCAUAGCAGUGAGAAUAGCUGGCUAUGGACUAUUUAACUUAUUUAUUUUAUCUUGUGAAAAGUAUAGGCUACAUUGUUAAUUGUGUCCAUACUGUAUUUAUCAAGUAUGAUGAAGCAAUAGAUCUAUAUUCUUUUAUGUUUAAAUUAUGAUCGCCAUUAUUAAUCUACAUAAAGUGGAGUGUAUGUUCCUUUUCACAGUAAUAUAUAUUUUUGUUGUUUGGUCUCUUUUGUAACUUCACUUUAUUUUAUUGUAAAUUGAGUAAAAAAAUCUUAAUUUAAGAGAUUGUAUGUGAUAUUUAUUUCAUUAAUUUUGUUUCCUUGUUUACGUUCAUUAAAAAAAAAAGAGUUUGUGUGA